AUGUGAUCAAAUCGAUAACCACAGGAGGCUGUGCUAUCACCAUUCUUUGUGGAGCCGCGCAGAACUCAUCCCGGAGACACUCGCUCUACACUAUAUCUUGCUAAGUAGAUUCUUCUUUUAGACUGGUAGCAUAGGUAUCUUCAUAUUGUCGCCAUGUUUCAAUCAUUAACCCUAACCCAAAGCCAGCAUCAACCCAACUCUUCGAACAACAGCCUACCUUGCGUCGGUUUACUGACACUUGUCUAUAAAACCAAGAUUGCCCCUUUGGUCACCAUAACAAUGCAGUUUAGGCCAGUUUCCUCUACUCCAAUUAUGCUCGGUAACGCAGAGGAAAGACCCAGCGAAAUCGCAAUACCUGUGCAGUCUCCGUAACCAUUCCAUGACUCUUCCUGUCUCAUAUCGUCUGCGCUUUAGACCAGUUGUGAAGUUCCGAAAAGUAUCAAACCAUACCAUCCCAU
Messenger RNA from Neurospora tetrasperma FGSC 2508, 458 nucleotides. RefSeq lists its product as uncharacterized. NCBI's taxonomy places the organism in Eukaryota, Fungi, Ascomycota, Sordariomycetes, Sordariales, Sordariaceae. Bases 154 to 372 code for a protein of 72 amino acids. The transcript has a single exon. The record is from RefSeq and is a predicted model, not a curated record.